Molecule: messenger RNA, 12111 nt
Organism: Pocillopora meandrina
Lineage: Eukaryota; Metazoa; Cnidaria; Anthozoa; Scleractinia; Pocilloporidae
Source: the annotation of a GenBank genome assembly
AUGCCGGGAGUUCCUGGCGCCCCAGGGCCGCAAGGGCAACAAGGAAAAGAUGGAGCUAAGGGGGAGCCUGGUGUCAAGGGACCGAGAGGUAUGACGGGAACUAGAGGACAAAAGGGAAAUCCAGGGUCACUUGGUAAAAAUGGUGCACCUGGAAUGAUGGGAAUAAAAGGAAAUAAAGGUCAUGAAGGGUCACGUGGCAGCAGUGGACCGCCAGGAAUCAAGGGUGUGAAAGGAGAGCAGGGAUCUAAAGGAGAGAAAGGAGAAAUCGUGAAUAGUGCAGUGUCAGAGACCAACUGGAAACAGUGUGUGUGGAAAAAUCUAGAUGAUGGUAGAGAUAGUGGAAAGAUUAAGGUACAGAAAUAUCUAGAAAAUGCAAUGAAAAAUAAAUAAAGCGUUAGAGCCAAUUUGUCAUAGCCAUCUCUGAAAGAGACCUUAGAGAAAUGCUAUCAAACUGAAAAUAGCAAGUUGCUAAUCUGUGCAAAGGAGAGAAAGGAGAAAUCGUAAAUAGUGCAGUGUCACAGACCAACUGGAAACAGUGUGUGUGGAAAAAUCUAAAUGAUGAUAGAGAUAGUGGAAAGAUUAAGGUACAGAAAUAUCUAGAAAAUGCAAUGAAAAAUGAAGUAAGUGUUAGAGCCAAUUUGUCAUGGCCAUCUCUAAAACAGACUUUUGAGAAAUGCUGCCAAACUAAAAAUAUCAAUUAACAAUUCUGUGCAUUCAAGCAGACAGGAAAAGUAUAAGGUCAUCAUCAAAUUAUUUUCUAUAACACUCCUAUGAAAGGUUUUUUUGCACUAAGACCGUCUUCUUGACAUUUUUUAAAGGAUUGCUCAUUCAACAAGCUUCAAUCUGAUACAGCUAUUAAAGUCUCAUUCCAGGGAAAUAUGAGAGUCGAUGGCACUUCAAGUAAAUGCAACCGGUGGUUCUUCAAGUUUAAUGGAAAUGAAUGCAGUGGACCAAUGACAAUUGACGCUGUUGUGUACAACAACUGGCCAUCUGGGAAUCCUAAUCUGCUUCAUCACAGAUCAUUUGAGGGAUACUGUGAAAACAUUCCACAGGGCAGGGUUACUGUGGAGUUAUGGGUAGGACAGUGUCACGGUAGUUAUCCACUGGGUGAUGCUCACACUGGAUGGAACUCAGUAUCCCGUAUAAUGAUAGAGGAAGUGUCUAGAGCCCAGUCCUGAUUACUCUCGUCGUUUUCAUACAAGGAAUGGUGAACAAUAUUAUACUAUAUAUAUAUACUAUAUAUUCUCUUUUUCAUUCCUCCAUUACUUUAGAUUUCAUAAUAUUCUCACAUUUCCAUGCUGCCCAAAAAUUGAAGUUACUGUUUAUCACAAGUACUAUUUUGCCCUGAUAAUGUUGGAUGUUAUGAGGAUUCCUUUUUUCUAAUUUAAACCUUCUGCUUUUUUUAAUCCCGUGUACUUUAUUUUAUGCUAUGUACCACAAGAUACCUUCGUCCCCUCCUGAAAAUGUUUCCUGAAUUAUUUUAGGUUGGUCUCUGCAUUACAAUAAAACUCUUUGACAUGUGUUAGUCAGCAAAAUUAUAGUUUCUAUAGUCAUUAGUGAUAUGUGCUUCUUUGGAUUUUUGUUUACAUUACAAACCAGGUGUUUCUCACUUUUUGUCAUUAUUUCUAUCAUCUUUUCCUCAGUAUCUUGAAAAAUAGUCUUGAAGCCCUUUAAAAACAUUCAAUGAAGACAAGAGAUUCCUUGUGCGAUCACAAAUUGAAGGAAAAAUGUUGAUAAUGGGAUCUCACAACUGAUUCAAUAUUUUUCAAUCGAAUUGUAUUUACAACUAGUUUCUUUUUCAGGGAAAUAUGUGACCCUCCAUGGGAAAAUGGACACUAACGCUUUUCCGUUAAACGGUGUAGAGAAACGGUUUUAAAUUGAUAAUAAACGGCUAACUCAAGCGUUUAAACGGUUUCCAUAACGGCUUAAACGGAUGGCAAAAAAUUUAAAAGGUUGACCAAAGUCCAAAACCGGAUAGCUUAGGACUUCUAACGGUUCACCUAACAUAAAAACGGAUAGCACAAAACGUUAAACGGUUUACCAAAGUCCAAAAACGGAUAGCUCACACUGUUUAACGGUUGACCAAAAAUAAAAACGAAUAGCACGAAAAGUUAAACGGUUGACCAAAGUCCAAAAGCGGAUAGCUCACAUUGUUAAAACGGUUGACCAAAAAUAAAAAACGAAUAGCACGAAAAGUUAAACGGUUGACCAAAAAUAAAAAACGGAUAGCACGAAAAGUUAAACGGUUGACCAAAGUCCAAAAACGGAUAGCUCACACUGUUAAACGGUUGACCAAAAAUAAAAACGGUUAGCCCGAAACGUUAAACGGUUGCUAAAAAUCGGAGAGCUAAAAAUCAAUGUUAAACGGUUGUGGUUGAGCCGGCAAUAUCUUCUGCGGAAAAACUUUCCGAGUGACAACGGAUAAUUAUCUUAAAGCGAAAACAUUGAGCUUGAUGAUUCGAAAAAUAAUAACCAGUAUAUACUUGCGCAUUUUAUUUCUGGGUUAACUACUGCCGUUUUCGUGUGACAUUCAUGAAAUAAGGGCAAUUUGCUGAGAAUAGUUUAGCUGCCAAAAAUCCCGAACGGCUACUGCGAGAAACUCAUAAUCUUCUCCUUUGUUUAUUCUUAUUAUUAUUGAAAAUGAACUUCGUGUUUUUUUUGUUCUGAAGUUUCGCGAAAAAAAUUUGCAUACGUAAUUCCGCCACCUUGUCGGAAGCCGAGACGCUUCAAGGUCAAAUAACGCAAUGAAGUUCCAUUGCAAAUAAAAGGUCGAAUCGGUGUCACGCACCAAGCGGGGCCGUUGAAAUGAUUGUCAAUAAAACCAAGAAAGAUAAAUUAAGAUGAUAUAAACAGAGAGUAGCCGAUUUAGCAGUCCAAUUCGGCAGUCCAUCGACUGGGGGUCUGCGAAAUAAACCAACCCAGCUCACUGCGGCUGAAACACAACCCGAUAAAUGCUAGACAGCAUAAGGUCAGUUCAACUGUAAAUUGAAGUAAGCUUAUUUACAUGUUUGCUAAGGCGAGACUUCGAGUUAACUUUACUUUUGAUGGACUUCCACACCUUUUCUUUCUCCGUGGCAGAUUCAAUUAGAAAGUAGCUAAACACUAGCACCCUCAACGCUUGAAGUAUGUAACAUCUAGCCGCUGUUUAUUGUGGGUGCCGUCAGUGUUGCUGUUGCUCAGCUCUUCCGAGGUAUAGAAGAAAGGCAAAAGUUUCAGAGCGCACCGGUGCCUCUCUUCUUCCUUUUCCAAGACGUCUCGCACCCCUUUCGAUUUGCUGGGCGUCACCAACGAUCGUAUGACGUCUUCACCGACUUUAUCGUCCUCGAGGGUUGUUGACUGAAUUGCCGGUGUCCGAGCGGAUUUGGAUCCCUCAACAGAACUGAGUGAAAACAUCAUCCUCAACGUUCUCGUAGAAAUAGACAAUACUUUACGUUUCAAUGCGUACUAAAGUAUGUUUUUAAUUCAAAAUAUGCGUAUCUUCGAUGCAUACGAACUGGCAGCUAGAAAUGGCCCGUCGGAUGUUUCUUUUGACCAAGGGAAAAUGUACAAGCAUUUAGUUCAAUGUUCGGAGAAAGGUCGUUUUUGAACCUUCUCCGUGAUAAUCGAACACCGUUAGAUUCAGUAAGAGACAAACUUAUGACACUAAUGUUACUGUUCAAUGCCCAAGUGUUGGGACGACAUGGUACAGUGCGAGUUUGUUAUUUCAGAUACCUCAACAGUUAAUAAUCGUUAAAAUUAGAAAAUAAGAUUGAGAUCGAUGAAAUAGUCUCCACUUUUGUUAAGACGUAGACAUUAAUGUCGAUUUGCAUCUGAAAAUAAGCUGAGAGUUCCAAUAGUUCAGAAUAGAAACAUUUUUUCUUAUCAUAGGCUUUACGAACGACUUGUAGUAGGAGUUGUUACUUCGUUCUUGUUCAGAAACUGUUUAAUGUUAUUUAAUUAGAAAAUCAGACUGAGUUAUUUUUGUGACUAGACGCAAUAGUCUCCACUAUUGUUAUGACGUUUCGUAUCAAUGUUGAUUCGCAUCAGAAGAAGCAAAGAUUUAUUGUUACAAUUUCAAUCGUUCGAAUACAGUAGUUUGUUCGCAUCUAAUUCUUGCGUAUACUGUACGACUCGCUAUGAUAAAUGCGGCAGGAUUGGAACGAAAUGGCUGUUUUUCUUCACCUUUAUUGAGGAAUGUUGUUUUGUCAUAUAAAAGAACAUCGACAAAAAGCUUGCAAAUAGAAUUAGUUACCAAAUUUGAUGCAAACGAUGCUUAGUAGGAAAGUUUGUUGGGGGGCCCAAAUCUGCAAAGAGGGGUUCAUAUCCGCUAGCGGAUUUGGACCGGGGGGGUCCAAAUCCGCGGUGGCACUGGCGUUAUUAUAUUUUUUCCAUCCUGUUUGUUCUUGUACAUCCUUUCGAUUUGCUGGUACAUCUGGACUCUCUUUUUAUGAUAAAAAACAAACAAAAAAACAAAUAAAAAAUAGCAAUGGAUGACAGUCACAGACCACGGUUAGCCUGAGCUCACAACAAGAGUAUUAUUUUUCUUUUCUUCAAAAGAUGAGAUGUAAAAUGGCAGUUUCGUGAAGCAGAACAUUACUCUCGCCUUGCAGAAGAAGUCUGUUUUAUUAGAAAGUUUGAAAUAUUUUGGAGAGUUUAUAAGAAAGUAAAAAGUUUUAGUAAGCAAAGUUAGGAAUUAUUGUGUUGCUAUUUAAGUCUCAUUCCAGGGAAAUAUGAGAGUCGAAGGCACUUCAGCUAAAUGCAACCGGUGGUUCUUCAAGUUUAAUGGAAAUGAGUGCAAUGGAUCAAUGACAAUUGAUGCUGUUGUGUACAACUAUUGGCCAUCUGGGAAUCCUAAUCUGUAUCAUCACAGGUCAUUUGAGGGAUACUGUGAAAAUAUUCUACAGGGCAGGGUUACUGUGGAGUUAUGGGUAGGAAAGUGUCUCAGUGGUCAUACAUUAGGUGAUGCUUACACUGGAUGGCAAUCAGUAUCCCGGAUAAUGGCAGAGGAAGUGUCUAGAGCCCAGUCCUGAUUACUCAUGUCAUUUUCAUCCAAGGAAUGGUGCACAAUAUUUAAUUUUUCUAUCAUCCUAGCUUUUAAGAUUUCCCCCACUAUCGAUAUCCUAAAGUACGUAAUGUUUACUUUUUUCAACAAACAUCAUUUUCUUCUCUAAACAUUUCCCCUACUUUUAGUGUGCUUGGAGUACAAGAUAAUUAGGUUUCAUCAUCUGAGAUGAUAAGGUUACUGAUUUCUUUUCAAUCGCGGGAGAAGGAAAGACUGCUUGUAAUAUAUAACUAACAAAUAUUUACCAAAGUAGAGGUGGCUGGUGGAAGAUAUUUCCCGAGCUGCGAAGCGGCGAAGAAAAUAUCCACCCUUGCCACCCACAUUGAGUUGAAUGGUUGUUUUAGUGAAUUAGUCUAUCCUAAAAAAAGUGAGUAAAUAUAGCACAAAAAAAAUCACUCAUUUAUUCUUGCAAUGGCUAGAAUAAAUUUCUGGCGCGCGCGUUGCUUAAAGGUGAAUAAGAAAGGAAAUGCAGAAUUUGAGCAACCAAUCAGAGCGCGAUUUCAACGCUAUCCACUACAAAAACACCUUUCAUCACAUGCACAACUGAACUGGCAAAUAUCCACACCUGAUAAUGAAACAGUAGAAAGCAAAAAAUUAUUAUAUGCGUGAUAUUUUUUCUGUUUUUUUUUUCCAUUUUAUUGAUAUUGAAUUGGACCCUUUUGAGAAGCCAGUCUGCAAUUUGCUUCAUUAAAAUGUAUCAACAAAUUUUGAACAUGAAAAUCUAUCGCACCGCCAUAUGAUAAACAAGAAUCAAACAGACGGUUUCUAAAAAGUUUUGAGCUAUUUUGAUAUCGAUCGGGAAUAUACAUGAAUAUCAUAAUCGACCAGAGGACAAAUGAACAUGAUCACAGACCAUAUUAAACUUAUUUUCCUUCUCAAUAUGGCAAGUUUGAUCACAACACGAACAUUUCGUGGCACCGAUUUUUCUGGCUAAUUUCUCUGACUUUUCUCUUAUUUGGUGUAAAUAAGCACGAGUAAAUUUUUCAAAGAUGACAAAAUUUUAUGAGCCCGAAGUAGAGUGCAAUUUGCAGUCAUUUAAAAAUUUACAAGACGUUAAUUUAUCUCAUUUGUGUCAGUAAAUAACAUGAUUUCGAGUGCAAUUUGGUGUAAAUAGGCACGAGUAAAUUUUUCAAAGAUAACAAAAUUGCACGAGCCCAUAGGGAGGGUGCAAGUUGUAGUCUUUAAAAAAUUUACAACAACAUAGUGACACCAAAUUGCAAGAGAAAUCAUCAUAUUACUUGCUAUUAUAAAAUUUUCAGAGAAAUGCGCGCUGUGAUUGGACAUAACGAGUUCGCUAUAUUUCCAUAAGGCACGUGCCUUACGUCUCACGAGUGCACUGUUGAGAUAUAGUGUACGCAGCCAACGUCAUCGGUACGAGCGCACGCAAUUCACGAUACGUUUUCUAAAAGAAAUAAAAAAGCUUGUUUCUCGAGCAUUGUUUAGUUAUAUAAGCACUGGGGAAUUUUUUAGAACACUCGCGAAGUGCAAGAAGCACUCGCCUUCGGCUCGUGCUUCUCCGUGCUUAUAUAACUCAACAAUACACUCGGCGCGUUUUUUAUUCUUUAAUAAUGUACAGGGGGAAAAAAACGCAGAAAGUCCAGACAGACGAAAUUUUGAAGGCGUGCGGGGGCCAUUUGUAAUCAAUUUGCACUCGUGCUACAACUUUGCACGCGUGUUUCAUGAGAAUGCAAUCGUUUUCAGCUAAUCAGAAGCGCGUAAAUUUUUCCUGUACAUUAUUAAAAGGAUUAAAGCGUUUGUUACAUUUUUCGGGAUUCGAGUGCGGCGUUUAAUUUAUACGAGGGCAGCGUUUCUGAAACAUUUCUCGGGAUCCCUUGUGUCUUGCCGUGAUCGACCGCUGCAAAUUAAAAACAAUGUACCAGUUCAACUAGCGUAUCAAAUAACUGACGUCAUGCGGCCUCAAACCCACAGGGUUGUCUGCCUGUAGCAACAUUGUGGGAACAUUCACUGCUCCGAGGUGCACUGUUAGGGGGAAAAUUAUGUGUUUUAGUUUUGGACAAAUUUUCAGUAUUUUACGGCCGCGCAGUUCAAAUUUAUUUUACCGGUUUCGACCUAGUUUCUGUGUUCUGUUCGUUCUUUGACUCGACCGGUUGAGCGGUAAGGAAUCAUGAACGAGUUGUUCUAUUCAAAUUGUUAUUAUUCAAAUUUUUGUUAUUAUUGUAAAAGUUAUAACCAGAAAAAGUGAAUUGUUGAUAUAUAUCACAAAAUAUUAUAUUUAGGGUUUUCGUGGGUUUUUGGGCAAACAUCUUUAAUAAAUAUUCAUACACUUUCGCAUUUGAAAUAUUCGUUUAUUCGGGUUUUUCUUUUUAGUAGUUAAAUAAAAUGUAUAAAAACCACAGUGGCUUUUAGAAUAGAGUUUGCUUGUUAUUCGCUUCCACCAUGCACCUGCAUGUCGGUAUUUUUGUUGUUCGUAGGUAAAUAUAAGUGUUAUUGGUCUUUUUGGCCAAAAUUAGUUCUCAUGGUAGUUUGCAGCUGAGUUUAUACUCGAAACUUCAAUUUCCUUUCGUACGAUCAGACUUAACACCAACCUUGCAUAGAUUAGCAGGAACUUUUAAUUACUUUUCCGCUCUUAUUUCCUAAGCUGCGCUACUGCAAUUUAGAAAAGUACAUUUUCCAUACCAGAGCUGUGACUUCUCACCUAAGUUUCCUAAUUUUAAUGGCCUCGAGUUUGUCAUAUCCGUCCUUUUAAUUUGUAAUUCUUCCUUGGUAGAAACAGUUGGGAAUAUUUAAGUAGUUUUCGUUUAACUUCAAAGAGACCUUUUCCGCUCCUUUGUGUCCUUAUUCAAAUAUUGCGAUUUGUGUAACAAUAGCACUUCACACCAGUUAGUUGAAAAAGCAGCUACCUUGUACAGUUUAGUUGAUUGCAAUUUGUGUACGCUAGAGGUCAUGCCGCUUGUUGGCCUGACUUAGAAUAAAGCUUACUGUGGAACCAAAGAUUGUCUUAUCCUUGACGUCCGUAUAAGCUCGCUCGAAGUAGAUCUCCGUGUACCAGGGAAUCGUGACGAGUUUCCGUUCUCGCUGCCAAGUGGUCUCUACCGAGUUAUUUCCCCCAGUUAUUGUGCCGUCCGCAGAGAUUCAGUUUCCCAGUUUGGGCGCGAAAACCUAUCGUCACGGCAUUCGUCAGGUGAAAAAUUUAUUUGUUCUGGCGAAAACAUUUUGCAUCAUCAUCCAACAGAAAUUGCUGCGCUGUCUGAACAGACAAGUAAGUAUAGCAAUGAACAACUAGUACGUACACCCAAUCAAUAUAUACAGUUUUUUCUUUCCAGAUAUCCAUCUUUGCUCAAGGAUAUUCUGGCAUUCCAGGAUCGAAUGGUAUACCAGGAAUGCAGGAAUUCCUGGUGCCCCAGGGCCGCAAGGACAACAAGGAAAAGAUGGAGCUAAGAUGGAGGGAACGAGAGGCAUGACGGGGAGAGGAAGGGGAAAAAGGAAAUGAAAGGUCACGUGGUAAUAAUGGUGCACCUAGAAUCAAGGGAAUUAAAAAAUAUAAUUGCAAUGUAGGUUGUUUUGGUGGCAGAUGCUUUAGAAACGCUUUAAGGUGGCCAAUUUACAUUAUCAGUUCAGUUAAUAAAACCUUAUUAUCUUGUAAUACCACUCACUGACGUAGUACCACAGUUACAAAAUUACCCUCUUUGAACAUCUAAGGGCUUGGCCGCCUUUUCCUGCUGCAUUUUGCUGCUUAAAACACAGGGGUGAAACAGACGAAUGCUAUCACCUAUUUCCUAAAUCAAACACGUUAUUACGCCAGUUUAAUUAGAUUCUCAGUUAUAUAAGUAUUCGAACGUUUGGGGAAUCGCUUGAGUAAACUGGGUGGAAGGCACCAUGAAUAUUGGAUCCUAAAAUCUUCUUAUUUUAGGUAACAUGUCUUCCUGCUACAACUUUAACCUAACUAACUCUCGCUAACUACUACGACCAAAAAGAUAUGCAAAGAUCGAUAUUCUCACUUGGUUGUGUUUUCUUAACCUUGGAAGUUGACACCACACCUGUGCACUAUGCGAGAUAGGGGUAUAUAAGGCUGUGUGAAAAAUAAUCUGAAGCAUUAAAGGCUUACAUUCUUGAGAUAAAUUCUGUUAUCCAAUAACAGUAACAGAUGUGACCCUUCCGCUGAUAAAAAACCUUUAAGUCUUGUGGAAAAUGAAAUGAAAUACCUAAAAUAGUGAUAAUUAGUAGAAACAUCACUUUCGAGAACAAACCAAAAGUGACACAAAAAUAUCGUUCUUGAUUUUUAACUACACAACACGAGCCUACAAUUCGCACCACUGACUAACACAAAACAGAUUUUGGAGACGAAAAUAUAUCUCACCGCCUCAAUGUAAGUAUGAAUACCGUAAUCGACCAUACAACAAAUAAACAUGAUAUCAGGCGUUUCAGUGUCCGCAGAAACGCUCUCCUGAACUUCUAAGGGCUUGACCGCUUUUAUCCUGCCGCAGUUGGUGAAUUAGAAGGCUGUUAUCUGUAAUAUUUAAUAGCAGGUCAAAUUAACCAAUGCUAUCACGGUGCCGCUACGAGCCAUUUGCAGGGGGAAGAGGGAGAGAGGGAGUGAACCGAUACGAUGAUACGAUCCGCCCAUUGCUGACUAAAAAGUUAGCAUAUACCCUUUAAUGUCAAUAGGUGCGAUUUUACUGACACGUUGUUGCUCCAUAGUGCUACUGAGGUAAGUUUUCAAUCAGCGCAACGGACUCAAUGAUCGUUCUGUGGAACACGAUGUAGCAGGUAUCACAGCAAGAAUAUGUACCACUUUAGAAAACUGGAAACGUAUCAAACAGAUCAUUCUCGUGCAUUACCCUGAGCAUCUCUGAAACAGUUAUGUGGCCUAAUGCACGCACACGACGAAAGCUCGCGUACAUUUUCUUCUCGGGCUCCAGAAUCUCGCCGCCGAUUUUGUAAAAUUAACAUCGCGGGAGAAGCUUUCAUUAUCAGGUGCUUCACUGUGACAGAGAGUUCCCAAAGUACAGAUUAUUUCUACUAAACCUGGGCUCAAGCUCGGUCAGCAUCUUGUCGAUGGACGCAUAAUAAGCGUUAAUAUAAGGUGGUGCAAUUCCGAUGUCAGAUGCCUUUAUCCUGCACGUGAUCGCCUACAAGGUCUUGAAGGCUGCGCGAUGGCGUUUCUCAGAGUGCCCUGGCUUCUCGUAAUUCAAACUGAGAACUGGGGAACCACCUCUAAAUUUUCAGACCCAUUGCUAACAGUAUUUGCCAUACGCUGUUGAAACUUAUUUCUUGACUACGACACUGGCGUCUGUAAGGUCAUGUCGUCAUUUCUAGAACUGCAGAUGACAUCGAACGUCUUCCCCUGAAGAUAUCAGCACAGAUUAUAAGUGUUGCUCAGAACUACUCUCAACACUCACAGUCCGAAGAUGAAUUUAAAUGAGUUUUACUACGCCUACUUAAACUUAAAAUUAAAAAAAUAUCACUUUCAAAGAAAAAAAGACGAAACGAAACUUGGAAACUUUUAUUAAAAUUGGCUUUGCCAAAAUUUCUCUUGCUGCCCAAAAAAUCUGAGUUGCCCAAAAUUUGGGAGGGGGAGGGGAGGGGGUGGCAGCCCCCAGCUCCCCUGGCCCGUACGCUCAUGGGUGCUAUCACCUGUUUCUUCGAUCAAACACAUAUAGUUUCGGUAAAAUUUGAUAUCACUGAGACGGGUCUGCAAUUUGUACCAUCAUUAAAUGUCGACAGAUUUUGACUACACCACCUCAAGAUAGGUUUGAGUCUAACAUGUGGCGCUUGAAAAGGUUUACACUAUUUUAGAAUGGAUCCAAUAACACGAAUAUCGAAAUCGAGCUAAGGACAAAUGAACAUCAUAUCACAGACUAUAUCGAACUUUCCUUCUUAAUAUUUCUCGAUUGAUCAAAGUAGGUAGAUUUUGUGACCCAGAUUUUUCUGCGUAAUUUCCCUGAAUCUGAGUGAAACAUUGGUCUGUUGGUCAGUACGUGCUUCAUUAGUGAACUGAUAUGGAUAUCAGUUGUUUGCUCGGUGUGUGGGUUCGAGUAGCUUCAGACAUCCUUAUCAUUUAGCUCCAGCGCUUUUUAAUUAAGGUUGUUAUUUUAACAUGGUCACUAACAUUUUGCAUUAGUUGAAAUUCAGUAGGAUAUAAAUAGGCACGUACAUAAGGAGAUAUUUUACAGCGACCACAAAGUAUUCGCGCGAAGCAACCAUCAAAGUAUGGGGAAGCUUCUGAUUCUCGCUUCUUUGUCAUUUUUCGCAUCCAAAACAGGAGUAAGUUCCAUGGGAAUAACCACUAGUCCUCAACAACAGAAUCCACAAACUGGCGCUGACAAAGACCCAUGUGAGGUUCUUUUGAGCAUGCUUUGUCUACGAUUAUUUACCACAAAAUCGCAUGUAAUUCAUGAAGCGUCCAUUUGUCAUACCUUAGUUUACCACUCAUGUCUGCCAAGCUAAGUGCAAAACAAAUCCCUCAUCAACCAUUAGUUUUGAAAGACAAAGUAGAACAUUACUGCACAGAGUUUUGUUAAAGGGAUAUCUCUACAACGUUAUGAGAUAUUUCAAUUUUGUGAGUUGUUUCUCCUAAAACGAAGCUAAAUUCUCGAUGUGAUUAGUUUCUGAAGGAACCGCUGUGCUCCUUUAGCAGACAACAAAAUAUCAAGGAACAUCAAGUACGUUCAUCCAAUUACUAUAUUUUCUUUCUUCCUUCUCAGAAAUCCGUUUUUGCUCGCGGAUUUUCUGGGAUUCCAGGAUCCAAUGGCAUACGAGGAAUGCCGAGAAUUCCUGGCGUCCCAAGGCCGCAAGGACAACAUGGAAAAGAUGGAGCUAAGGGGGAGCCUGGUUUCAAGGGACCGAGAGGUAUGACGGGAACAAGAGGACAAAAAGGAAAUCUAGGAUCACUUGGUAAAAAUGGUGCACCUGGAAUGAUGGGAAUAAAAGGAGAUAAAGGUCAUGAAGGGUCACGUGGCAGCAAUGGACUGCCAGGAAUCAAAGGUGUGAAAGGAGAGCAGGGAUCUAAAGGAGAGAAAGGAGAGAUCGUGAAUAGUGCAGUGUCACAGACCAAUUGGAAACAGUGCGUGCGGAGAAGUCUUAGUGAUGAUAGAGAUAGCGGAAAGAUU